Alexandromys fortis (reed vole) is the source of this 2407-nucleotide messenger RNA. RefSeq names its product t-complex 11 like 2 (gene Tcp11l2). Gene Ontology annotation, biological process: signal transduction. The transcript is spliced from 10 exons. Lineage: Eukaryota; Metazoa; Chordata; Mammalia; Rodentia; Cricetidae. The record is from RefSeq and is a predicted model, not a curated record. The coding region runs from base 263 to 1810 and encodes 515 amino acids.
GAGAGGGCUCCAGAGUUGACGGCUGGUGAGUCUCUCCGUGUGUGUGUGUGGAGGGGACACGAGCCCCGCGACCCCGGCCACCCCGCCUUCCUUGAUUGUCCGCGCGGGAUCCGGGGGUUCUCUCUCUUGCGCACCCCCACAUCCCCCCCCAGUCUCUCUCUCCCUGUCUGUCUCUGUAUCUCUCUCUUUCUGCCUCUGCCUCUCUCUCUCCCCCUCUCUUUCUUUCUCUCCCUCUCCCCCUCCAUCCCCAAGGUGAUACAAGAUGCCUCUGAAUGAUGAGAAGCAGUGUGUGAACGAGCAGAGUGAUGUAGAGUCUUCCCCGUUCUCCGAAAGCAUGGCUUCACUCAGUGACUUAGAGUGUUCCAGGCAGAGCUUCACCAGUGAUUUCUCCAGCAAAUCCAGUUCUCCUGACUCAACAAGUCCUCCCAACGGUGUCGUGUUUGACGACGUGAUGGCUACGGCAAAGAGCUUAUCAGACAUGACUCUCGCUCACGAAAUAGCUGUCAAUGAGAACUUCCAGUUGAAGCAAAAUGCUGUCCCGGAGAACAGCCUUCCUGGUCAAGUGAAGCGUGUUGUUCACCAGGCCUUCUGGGAUGUCGUGAAAGCAGAUCUCAGUGCUGACCCUCCCCAGUAUGAAUAUGCCAUCAGACUGUUUGAAGAAAUCAGAGAGAUUCUCCUCUCUUUCCUCGCUCCUGGUGCAAACAGCCUUCACAGCCAGAUCUGCGAAGUGCUGGACAUUGACCUCAUUAGACAGCAGGCUGAGCACAAUGCUGUUGACAUUCAGGGUUUGGCCAACUAUGUCAUCACCACAAUGGGAAAGAUGUGUGCUCCUGUGAGAGACGAAGAUAUCAGAGAGCUGAAGGCUACGACCAACAUCGUGGAGAUGCUGAGGCAAAUAUUCCGUGUCUUGGACCUCAUGAGAAUGGACAUGACGAAUUUUGUCAUUAGGACAGUUAGACCUCACAUCCAGAAUCAUUUGGUGGAAUAUGAGAGGAACAAAUUCCAGGAAAUUUUAGAAGGAACUCCAAAUGCCCUCAGUCAGACUACAGAAUGGCUGAAAGAGUCUAUAGAUGAAGAAUUCCUUUCUGAGACUGCCGCAGCUCCUGGAACUGAACAGAGUUCCCCGCCAAGCCUAAGUCCUCUAUUGGUGCUAAAUAAUUGUUACUUGAAACUGCUUCGGUGGGAUUACCAGACGAAGGUCUUGCCAGAGACACUCGUGACAGAUGGAACACGACUUCAGGAACUGACAGAAAAGCUAAAUCAGUUGAAGAUGAUUGCCUGCUUGUCCCUAAUUACCAACAACAUGGUGGGUGCUGUCACAGAAGGCCUGCCCGAGAUCGCCAGCAGGUUGAAAAGGAUUUCAGCUGUUCUACUCGAAGGCAUGAAUAAAGAGACCUUUAACUUGAAGGAAGCCCUGGAUUCUAUUGGUGUUCAGACUUGUGCUGAAGUUAAUAAGGCCCUGGAAGAGAGAGGCUCACCCACCUUAAAUGCUGAGGUUCAAGCUAAUCUCAUUGGUCAAUUUUCAAGCCUCGAAAAGAAGGACAAUCCUGUCUGUACCUUGAUGGACAAACGGAUCCAGGUGUACAUGAGAAGCCUGCUCUGUCUUUCAAUCACUCAUAAGAGCCUGCCUCCUGUGCCACUGGGCCUUGAUGUCAUUCAGCAGGAGCUGGAAGUGCUUGGCUGUCAAUUCACAAACAUCGUGAAUCUCAACAAACAGGUGUAUGGACCAAUCUAUGCAAAUAUAUUCCGAAAGCUGCUCUUGAGGGAUGAAGCUGUGGGGAAGACGGACAUUUCACUGCCAACCAACUGACGUGAAGCUGGCGCUGGAGAAGAGAUGGAAGUCAGCCCUUGGCGCACUGUCCUGUCCUCAUUUCUACCAACGGCACAUAUCCAGUGCUGUCCCCAGAGCAGUGUUGGACUGAACCUGUGUAGUCUGGUAACGUCGGCAUCACGGAAGGGCCACAUAGCCAUAGACUCUUUUGUGUAUCGUUUCCAAGUUAAGGCAGACAGGUUUAAUGAAGAAAAGUACUUUGUAAUGACUUACACCACCUAUAUAAUACUGGUGUUUUCUUACACAUUUAUACUGAGUAUUUCUAUGUGGCUCGUUCACUCAACCUAAAAGGAGUUGUUUUUGUUUAUAUACUUGAUUAUACUGCAGUUUCCUGCAGGAAUACAAUGUGCAAACAUUUAAAAAACAUAUUGAAAAUGAAGGGCAUUCUGCUUUUUUUUUUUUGUUAAGUGGCAAAAUAAAUUUGUGUCUCGAGUCUGGAUUUAGCCAAGUCCAUUUAUUAGGAUUUUAAUCAUAGCCCUUGGUGUGUUUAUUUGGUUUUCACUUAAAUGUUCGUUCCUACUUUUGAGGCUUUCAUAACAUGAAUGUUCUGUAAUAAAAACUUUAUUAAGCAGCUGA